AUGGAAGUGAACAAAUCUCUUGGAAAGAAACACCCUGACAGCACGGCCACCUCAGACAACCACGAUGGCUGCUCCGUCGUCGCAGAGCACACGCAGGAGGUACCAGUGAGCUUUGGUCUCCUGUCCCUCACAGGCCUAGGCAUCAUCAUCGGAGUUGUCUGGCCUGCAUCCGGCGGUUCAAUCCAAGUUGCUAUCUUCAAUGGCGGAUCCCCAGGUGUUCUAUACGAAUUCAUAGUUGUAUCUUUCUUCUACUUCUUCGUCGCUGCAUCCCUCGCCGAGCUCGCCAGUGCCAUGCCUUCCAGCGCAGGCGUAUACUACUGGGCCUCAGUCACUCCAGGCAAACGAUAUGGUCGUGCCGUCGGAUUCUUCGCCGGCUGGUGGAAUUAUCUUGGUUGGAUUUGCGCUGGUGCAAGCAUGGCUGCUAUAUGGAGCAACAGCAUCAUCCAGAUCUACGCAUUGAAACAUCCCGACUACAUCGUCAAAGAAGUUCAUGUGUUUGUGGUCUUUGUCAUCUCCACAUGGCUGGCCUGCUUUUCGGUCUGCUUCGCUGGUCAGGCAAUGCCUCUUCUAAAUCAGUCCGGCAUCUACUGGCUUCUGAUCGGCCUGCUUAUCACAAUCGUGGUUCUUGCAGCUGUACCUCUUCGAAGCGGAGGAAGUGGCCAUGCGACUUCAUCCUUUGUGUGGCUUGAGUGGCAAGCAGACCUCGGAUACCCAAACAUCAUCGUAUUUCUCUGCGGCAUGCUGAACGGCGCUUACAGUGUUGGUUGUCCUGCAGCUGUAAGUCAUCUAGCUGAGGAAAUACCCCGUCCGCAAAGAAACGUGCCUCUUGCGAUGGGCCUUCAGGUUAUUACGGGAUUCAUCACGGGCUUCUCUUAUCUGAUCCCUCUCAUGUAUUCCAUCCACAGCUACGACAGGAUCUUUGCGAGUCAAUUUCCCCUUGCCGAGAUUUACCUUCAAGCAACGGGAUCAGCUGAUGGGACGAUUUGUCUACUCGUGCUUAUGCAAACAUGCAUUGGCCUAACCAUCAUCGGUCUUUACAUCACAUGUGGACGAACCUUGUGGACAUUGAGCCGGGACGGAGCAACGCCAUGGCCAUCGGUAUUUUCCAACUUCAACACAAAGUUUGACGCACCAAUCAAUGCCACCAUGGCCUCUGCGGUGCUCGUCACCUUAAUGGGAUGCAUUUAUGUGGCAAGCAAGACAGCAUUCAACGCUAUCAUCGGAUCCUAUGCCGGAGAAAUGUUGUUUAUGGGCCGAUACGAAUGGGGAGAAAGCUGGGCCUUGUUGUAA
Messenger RNA from Fusarium musae, 1290 nucleotides. RefSeq lists its product as uncharacterized. Gene Ontology annotation, cellular component: membrane. The transcript has 3 exons. The coding region runs from base 1 to 1290 and encodes 429 amino acids. Gene Ontology annotation, molecular function: transmembrane transporter activity. The record is from RefSeq and is a predicted model, not a curated record. NCBI's taxonomy places the organism in Eukaryota, Fungi, Ascomycota, Sordariomycetes, Hypocreales, Nectriaceae. Gene Ontology annotation, biological process: transmembrane transport.